Erythranthe guttata (spotted monkey flower) is the source of this 1274-nucleotide messenger RNA. Lineage: Eukaryota; Viridiplantae; Streptophyta; Magnoliopsida; Lamiales; Phrymaceae. The record is from RefSeq and is a predicted model, not a curated record.
AUCUUACAUAUAUUUAGGCUACUAAAAGAUAUUUUAUUUGAAUAAUAAAAUAAUUUUCUCUCUCUUAAAUAAUCACUUCAAUUUUAAUCUUUUCGGCGGUAAAGGUAUAAAAAACUUCUAUUUUUAGUAUUUUGUUUUUUACCUUUUGUGAAGAAAAUGAAAAUGUCGCUAUCAGUAUCCAAACAAGUACGGCCACUUCUUCACAUUCCAGGGAGUGAUAACCAGCUCCUCCGCCACAAGGAGAAGGUGGUGGUGGUGAUGGGCGCCACCGGCACCGGAAAAUCCCGCCUCUCGAUCGACCUCGCCACCCGCUUUGCGGCGGAGGUAAUAAACUCCGACAAAAUGCAAGUCUACCAAGGGCUCGACAUCGCCACCAACAAAAUCACCGACGAGGAGCGGCGCGGCGUUCCCCACCACCUCCUCGGCGUCGUCGCCGAUCCCGAAACCGACUUCUCCGCCGGCAAUUUCCGCGCCGUGGCUUCCAUUUCUAUGAGAUCGAUACUCGGACGAGGUCAUCUUCCAAUAAUCGUUGGGGGUUCAAAUUCGUUCGUGGAAGCCCUAGUGGACAUGAAUUUUCAAUUGAGGUACGAUUGUUGCUUCCUCUGGGUGGAUGUUGGAAUGCCCGUGCUCCAUUCCUUCGUUUCGGAUCGGGUCGAUAAAAUGGUGGAGAGGGGAAUGAUCGACGAGGUUAGGGAUUUUUACCGGCCGAACGCCGACUACUCGAGGGGGAUUCGGAGAGCGAUCGGCGUCCCCGAGUUGGACGAGUUUUUCCGAGUCGAAUCGUUCUGCGACGACGAAACUCGGGCGAGGAUUCUGGCGGAGGCGAUCGAUUCGAUAAAAUCGAACACGAGCAGGCUUUCGCGCCGCCAGCUGGAGAAGAUUCACCGGCUGAGGAACAUCAAGGGGUGGAGGAUGCACCGCCUCGACGCGACUGAUGUGUUCAGGAAGCGCGGCGGAGAAGCGGAGGCGGCGUGGGAGAAUACGGUGGCGGGGCCCGGGGCGGCGCUGGUGAGUAGAUUUUUGUACGACAUGGAGCCGGCGCCGGCGGUGGUUUGCGGCGGUGUGGCGGCGGCGAUGAGAGGCGUUGGUCGUCCCUUGAUGGCGACGGCGACUCAUUAGGAUACAGAUACUGCCAGUUGUUUUUGAGGGUUGAGGGGAAUGUAAUACGAUUCUUGUGUACCAGUUUUGGGAAUAAAUGCAAUUUUGUCAUCGCAUUUAAAAAAAAUAUAUAAUAGUAUUAUAAAAUAUGCAUUAUUUUACCAGUUUACCCUUGU